Messenger RNA from Didymodactylos carnosus, 1349 nucleotides. Lineage: Eukaryota; Metazoa; Rotifera; Eurotatoria; Philodinida; Philodinidae. The record is from the annotation of a GenBank genome assembly.
AUGUCCGAAAAACGUCAAAAGAAAAACACAACAUCUAAUCUGAUAUGGUUUUUAUAUUUAGGUUGUCGUAAAACUGCUCUAAUUAAUUAUCUAUGUCAAAAACUUUUACACGACGAAUUAGAAAUACCUCGUAUUGAUGCUGGAAUAACCAAUAGAAAAAUAAUUGGCGCAAUGGAUAAAAAUCUUAUUCCACAAGCAGUAGUACUAUUACAAAUCAGCAAGCAUUUUUGGAUAUUCUUUGAUAAACUGAAUACAACAAAAAGUGUGGGAUUAAUUAAAGAAAUAAUUGGUGAAAGAACAUUGAUCGAGGGUUCAAACAAUUGUACAUCUGAAAGUGUUGAAAAGCUAUUUGAACGAGCAAAGAAAUAUAGUGAUGCUAAAACACAAGCUACAAUGUUAUCGGUAUUACAUAGCGAGUUGGAAAUUGAAAACUGUAAAUAUGGCUCUGUUGCUAUAUCUAAUUGGCGAUUAGAUGCGCUGAAAAUGAAUCGUGCAUUAUAUUUAGCGUAUCCUGAUCCAACACUCAACGAUUUACAAUUAACAGCUAUAACAAUUCAUAAAAAAAAAACAUCAAAUUUUGAUAUAAAUACAAUGCUAGAUGGGCAAAUGAAAAUAAUUCGUAAACAAUCGAAAAUUAAUUUUGAUGGUUUGAUUGAUGGAUCAAUAUUUAUGUUGAAAAACUGUUGUCAUUACAUUACCCAAGAAGACUUAAUUGCACAGUAUCAGUCACCUAAUUUUAAAGAUUUAUUAGAUCAAGGUUUAAAUGAUCGUUAUCUUAUGAUAAUACCAGACUCUGAUAGUCUUACUGAUUAUGUUGAAAGAUAUUUAACAAAAAAUGAUCAGAAAAAAAACCAAGAAACAACAAAACUAAAAUCAAUAAUUUUCUUCAAAGACAUGCUUAUUCUAUGCUGUGAAUAUGUCACGAGAUAUGCAGUAAUUAAGACAAAAAAGUAUUCUGAGAUAUAUGCACUGUUUUUUUUCUGGUGUUGUAAUUAUAUAAAGAAAGUCCUCAGGCUCAAUUUUUGUUUCACUUUCGAACAGAAAUAUGAAAGGAGAACAUAAUGAGUAUACUAGAAAGGAGAACAGCAAUGUGGCUUAUUAUCGUAACAGGAUAUGCCACAGUAAGGAAAGAGCGCAAAAAAUAUUAGUUUGGAACUUUAGAUAAUAAGCACUGUAACAGAUGUAAAAUGCUUGUAAAGCUUUAAAUUGGAGCUAGAAGAAUAGAACGGAAUUCAGACGUUUAAGGUAAUAAAUGUCUUUUAUUUUUUGUUAUGCUAGAUUGUCUACUGUACUCAUCUUAACUACUGAAAAUGGAUUUGAAUCAAUUGGGAAAUGCAGAAUCUCAGAAG